AUGGAAUUCACAUCUGCCAUGUUCGGAGCUUCUCUACUCUCCUCUACCUUCACCAAGACCAACAAGCACGACUUGGUCAACAACUGCUGCUGUUCAUCUAACAACAUGCCUUCCACUUGUGCCUGCACCAAGUGCAGUUGCAAGACUUGUAAGUGUUAG
Molecule: messenger RNA, 159 nt
Organism: Yarrowia lipolytica CLIB122
Lineage: Eukaryota; Fungi; Ascomycota; Dipodascomycetes; Dipodascales
Source: RefSeq, a predicted model, not a curated record